Molecule: messenger RNA, 880 nt
Organism: Bradysia coprophila
Lineage: Eukaryota; Metazoa; Arthropoda; Insecta; Diptera; Sciaridae
Product: histone-arginine methyltransferase METTL23
Cellular component (GO): nucleus; cytoplasm
Source: RefSeq, a predicted model, not a curated record
GUGGUCGUUGGUUAUAUGGUCACAAAAGUCUAGGCCCAUAACACAUAACCCGACCAUAUUUUUACAGAAGAAAUCCUUUUGUAUUCAAAUGACGUUCGAACGAUUUACAAUGAAUGAUGAGAAUUCCACCCAACAAAUCAAAAAGUACACCUUCUACACAAGUUCACAAAACAGCAACAGCAAUUCGAAAGAGGAAUUGGAAAUUUUGAUACCCGAGAAAGAAAAGUCUGCCGGCUACUCAUUAUUUACGUGGCGUUGUGCUCCACUGCUCGCUUGGUUUCUGUGGGACCGAAGGAAAGCUUUGCCGAACUUGAAAAUAUUGGAAAUCGGUUGUGGAACCGCAUUGCCUGGAAUUUUAGCUGCUAAAUGUGGUGCUCAUGUCACACUGAGCGAUAGUUGCACUCUACCGAAAACACUGCAUAACAUCCGCAAUUCGUGUUUGCUGAACAAUUUACAACCGGGCAAAGAUAUCGACGUGAUCGGCUUGUCGUGGGGUGUGCUUCAAAACAAUAUUUUCACAUUGGGUCCCAUCGAUUACAUAAUCGCGUCUGACUGUUUCUACGAUCCGAGCGUAUUCGAAGAUAUUCUGGCGACCAUUUCGUUUUUGUUGGACAGAAAUCCAUCGGCGAAAUUCAUCUUUUCGUAUCAGGUUCGCAGCUCCGACUGGUCCAUUGAGGCGCUGCUGAAGAAGUGGAACUUAAGUGCUGUGAAUAUAAACGUCGAUCCGAUCGGCCGGGAAUCGGGUCUCGAUUUGAACGAUUUGUUGGGCAGUCAUACCAUUCAAUUGCUGGAGAUAACGAAGAGCUGACCAUGUCGGCGACAAAGAUAGCCCAAAAAUUGUUUGUUCGGAAUCUACCGUGGACCGUUAGCAGUGGACAGC